Molecule: messenger RNA, 1821 nt
Organism: Capsella rubella
Lineage: Eukaryota; Viridiplantae; Streptophyta; Magnoliopsida; Brassicales; Brassicaceae
Product: LEAF RUST 10 DISEASE-RESISTANCE LOCUS RECEPTOR-LIKE PROTEIN KINASE-like 2.1
Biological process (GO): protein phosphorylation
Molecular function (GO): polysaccharide binding; protein kinase activity; ATP binding
Source: RefSeq, a predicted model, not a curated record
AUGAUCAAUUUGUCUAUGUCUCUAACAAUAUGGUUGCUCUUUGUGAUCCCCUCUUGUGUUUUGUCAGUUGAUGAGCGUUACUUACACUGCAGUACUUUUUUUAAAUGCGGCAAUCAGACAGAACUCUAUUAUCCCUUUUGGACAGCUGAUAGAGAAGAGUGCGGUCACCCGGAUUUCGAGGUCACCUGCAGCGGAGAUUUCGAAGAGUUUAGUAUAUCUUCAGUUAAGUUCCAAAUCCUUGAGAUGAACUAUGAGUCUCGUAUCAUAACACUUGCCAGAAAAGAUUAUCUCAAUAACCUCUGUCCUCAACAUCUUGAGACCGCACUUAUCAACACAAACGUGCUUCCGUUUUAUAAAGACACUGAACUGCUAACUUUUUUCUACAACUGCUCUGGUCAUCCCGGUGAUUACAUUACUCAGCUUCAGUGUGGCCUGCUCUCAUCUAAUUCGUAUGAGUUUACGUCAUCCUGCAAAAAGACCGUUGAUGUCGCCGUUUCUCGAUCUGCCUUGAAAACAGCAGAGAUAAACCAGAGUCUGGAGACGAUAAAGAAGGCUCUUGAUAAGGGUUUCGAGGUUGCAUUCAACAGUGGUUGCUCUCGUUGCUUAGAAUCAAAGGGUUCUUGUGGAUAUAAUCACCAGUCGAGAGAGUUCGUUUGCUAUUGUAGAAAUGAGCAUACUUGUGGUCGCUUAUCUCUAGGCAUCGGACUCGCUUGUGUAUUAUUGGGUGCUACUCUUCUUACCGGAUUUCUCUGUUUCAUUAUCCAAAAGAGAGUAACUUCACAUCAUCCAAGACCAAAAGACCAUAGCCUAAUGGCCUUAAUACAACUCAAACAGUACAGUUAUACAGAGGUGAGGAAAAUUACAAAAUCAUUUUCACACAUUGUUGGGAAAGGAGGUUUUGGAACUGUCUACGGGGGAAACCUUUAUGAUGGUCGUAAGGUUGCGGUGAAAAUCUUGAAAGAUUUUAAGGGUAAUGGUGAAGACUUCAUCAACGAAGUCGCAAGCAUGAGCCAAACCUCUCAUGUGAACAUUGUAUCUUUGCUUGGUUUUUGCUAUGAAGGGUCAAAAAGAGCAAUUGUGUAUGAGUUUCUAGAGAAUAGAUCUCUGGAUCAGUUCAUUUCUAUAGAGAAGUCACUAAAUCUAGAUGUGAGUACACUAUACAGAAUCGCGCUAGGUGUUGCUCGGGGACUUGAAUACUUACACCAUGGCUGCAAAACAAGGAUUGUGCAUUUUGACAUCAAACCUCAAAAUAUACUAUUAGAUGAAAAACUAUGCCCUAAAGUCUCGGACUUUGGCCUUGCUAAGCUCUGCGAGAAAAGAGAAAGUAUAUUGUCCUUGCUAGACGCAAGAGGAACAAUAGGUUACAUUGCACCUGAAGUGUUUUCAGGGAUGUAUGGAAGAGUCUCUCACAAGUCAGAUGUUUACAGCUAUGGAAUGUUAGUCCUCGAGAUGAUCGGAGCAAGGAACAAAGAAACAGUGGAAUCCACAGCUUCUAACUCUAGUUCAGCUUACUUUCCAGAUUGGAUCUAUGAAAAUCUGGAAAACGGUGAGCAUACAUGGAAAUUUGGUGAUGAUAUAACUAGAGAGGAGAAAGAGAUUGCAAGGAAGAUGGCCUUGGUGGGACUCUGGUGUAUACAACCAUGUCCAUUAAAUCGCCCACCAAUGAACCGAGUUGUUGAGAUGGUGGAAGGAAGUUUGGAUGUUCUUGAAGUCCCUCCUAAGCCUUCUUUACAUCUUUCUGUAGAGCCUCUACCUCAAUCUUCUUCGCUCUCAGAAGAGAAUUCAAACUACACUGAUGUAUUGAUAUGAUCCACAAGUUGA